AUGCUCUCGCGGCGCAUUGCCCUGCUCGCCCUUCCACUCGCGGCCACGGCCGUCAUGAUCGGGCCCACCGCUGACCUGCACAUCGUGAACGGUGUCGUCGCGCCAGACGGCUUCUCGCGGAAUGCCGUCCUCGCUAACGGGCUCCUCCCGGGACCGACGCUCAAGGCGACGAAGGGCCAGACUUACAACCUCAACGUGAUCGACCAGCUCACGGACGCGAGCAUGCUGAAGUCGACUAGUAUCCACUGGCACGGUUUCUUCCAAAACAACGGCUGGUCCUGGGCCGACGGCCCGUCCUUCGUGACGCAAUGUCCUAUCACGACAAACCACUCGUUCUUGUACUCGUUUCCCACGGGCGACCAGGCAGGCACGUUCUGGUACCACAGCCAUCUGCGGCGGCAGUACUGCGACGGGCUGCGCGGCGUCAUGGUCGUCUACGACCCGCUCGACCCCCACCGCCUCCUGUAUGACGUCGACGACGACACCACGAUCAUCUCACUCGUUGACUGGUACCACGACCCCGCGCCGGCACUGGCGAUUCCGCCGACGCUUGUCUCCACGCUCAUCAACGGCCUGGGGCGCUACGCAGGCGGGCCCACAUCGCAGCUCGCGGUUAUCACGGUGACGCGGAAUGUACGAUACCGCUUCCGCCUGGCGUCGCUCUCGUGUGACCCGAACUGGGUCUUCUCGAUCGACAACCACACGAUGACGAUCAUCGAAGUCGACAGCGUCAACCACCUCGCUCACACCGUCGACUCGAUCCAGAUCUUCGCGGGGCAGCGCUACUCGUUCGUGCUGAAUGCAAACCAGCCGGUGAACAACUACUGGAUCCGAGCGCAGCCGAACGCCGGCACGCUCGGCUUCGCCAACGGCAUCAACAGCGCCAUCCUGCGGUACGUCGGCGCGCCGGUCGCCGACCCCGCGACGCCGGUCGUGCCGAGCACGGCAGCGCUCGUCGAGCAGGACCUCCACCCGCUGAACCCGCUCGCGCUCGUGCCCGGCCUGCCGUUCCCGGGCGGCGCGGACAUCAAGCUGAACUUGCAGAUCGCGCUUGACUUUACGACCUUCCAGUUCACUGUCAACGGCGCGACCUUCACGCCACCAACUGCGCCGGUGCUGCUCCAGAUCCUCAGCGGCGCGCUGACUGCAACGGACCUGCUCCCGCCCGGCUCAGUCUAUGUUCUACCCCCUAACAAAGUGGUCGAGGUGUCCAUCCCCGGCGGGUCUAUCGGCGCGCCGCAUCCGAUCCAUCUCCACGGCCACAACUUCCAUGUUAUCCGCAGUGCCGGCAGCUCGGCGUACAACUUCUUGAACCCCCCGAUCCGCGAUGUCGUCUCGACGGGCCCCGACCUCACCGACAACGUCACCUUCCGGUUCGUCACCGACAACGCCGGCCCGUGGUUCCUGCACUGCCAUAUCGAUUUCCACCUCGACAUCGGGCUCGCGGUCGUCUUCGCCGAGGACACCCCGCAUGUCACGGCCUCGCAGCCGCCGGCGUGGAAUGCGCUCUGCCCCGCGUACGAUGCGCUCGCGCCGGGCGACCAGUAG
Molecule: messenger RNA, 1548 nt
Organism: Mycena indigotica
Lineage: Eukaryota; Fungi; Basidiomycota; Agaricomycetes; Agaricales; Mycenaceae
Product: Laccase 3
Exons: 11
Coding region: 1-1548 (515 amino acids)
Molecular function (GO): copper ion binding; oxidoreductase activity
Source: RefSeq, a predicted model, not a curated record